UAGCCUUGACGCCGGCUAGCGGAAGCGCUGUGGAUGUGGGACAGUUUUGCGUUUUGUACGUAGGGUUCAUCGAGAGUGACCCGGCUCCAAAACAUCACAGGAAAGACAGGGGUCAAGCAGGUGUACUCCGGAGGGCUGGGACGGACGUUCACGGAGCUUCUCUAGCUAACAGCGUGAUUAACUAUCAAAGCUUAUCCUGAGGGUAGCGGCCCUGGAGAAACACAGUGUCUGGACUUCCUGGUGUCCACCGGCGGCUGCAGGCGAUGCGAGCAGCCUUCUCAGAUAAAGGAAGGAGCUGUGGAAGAAAAUGAGGAUAUCACAAUUUAUUUUUUCUUCAAGAUUUGAAGUUUUGGUGAUUUUCCUGCUGCUCUUUACUCCAAAUUUGCUACGUGCUGCUGAGUUUGAUCCAUAUAAAGUAUUAGGACUUAGCAAAACUGCUAGUCAGACUCAAAUCAAGAAGGCUUAUAAGCAGCUUGCUCGAGAAUGGCACCCAGAUAAAAACAAGAACCCAGAGGCAGAGGACAUGUUCAUUAAAAUCACUAAAUCAUAUGAGGUACUGUCCAGUGAAGAAAAGAGGGCUAAUUAUGACAAGUAUGGGGAUACAGAUGACACCCAGGCAUAUGGACAGCAGCGGCAGCCAUUUCGACAUUACCAUGACAGUUUUUAUUUUGAUGAAUCUUUUUUCCAUUUCCCAUUCAACAAAGGAAAUCGGGACUUUGCUGAUAAUAAGUACAUGCUGCAUUAUUCCCAAUACAUAAAUGACAUUGUCCCAGAUAGUUUCAAAAAACCAUACCUUAUAAAGAUCACCUCAGAUUGGUGUUUUAGCUGCAUUCACAUUGAACCUAUAUGGAAGGAGGCCGUGCAAGAGCUGGAGACAAUGGGUGUAGGGAUUGGUGUGGUAGAUGUAGGAUAUGAACGACGACUUGCUAAUCAUCUUGGAGCACAUCGAACCCCAUCUAUCCUUGGCCUCAUCAAUGGCAAAGUUACCUUCUUUCAUUAUGCUGUGGUCAGGGAACACUUGCGUCAGUUUGUGGAGAAUCUGCUGCCACAAAAGCUUAUAGAGAAGGUGACAGAUAAAAACUAUCUUGAGUUCUUGGGGAACUAUCAGGAAGAAAACAAACCCCAUGUGCUGCUUUUUGAUCGUCUUCGUGCUACUCCUCUUUUAUUCAAACUGACAGCAUUUGCCUACAAAGAUUAUGUGCAGUUUGGAUAUGUUGAUCAAACAUCAUCUGAAUCCAAGAGUUUGCUCAGGCAGUAUAACAUCAAUACUAUUAUUCCAGCAAUGUUAAUAUUUAAGGAGAAAACUGACCAACCUGCUGACAUGAUUCAGGCUAGAGAAAUGAAAAGACAAAUUAUUGAUGACUUUGUUUCCAGCAACAAGUUUCUUUUGGUCCCCCGACUUGUAAACCAAAAACUUUUUGAUGAGCUUUGUCCGGUGAAGCAGACACAUCGUCGUCGAAAAUAUUGUGUCAUUCUGAUAACUGGUGAACAAGAUUCCAUUUCUAAUGGCUACACAGCUUUUCUAGAAUUUGCAUCCUCUAACAACAAAGACAUUUUCAGAUUUGCCUAUGUCAAUCAGAAACAGCAGAAAGCAUUGUGUGAUGUGUUGCUGAAAGAUCUGGACAGUACUUUUCCUCAGGUGGUCAUCUUGGAGCGCCGUAACACAGCUGGAAGAGUCUUCUAUAAACCAAUCUCAGGAGGCUGGAAUGGGAGUGAAGAUGAUAAGUUUAAACUCCUGAAAAGUCUGGAGCAGCUUCAGAUGGACCCCUCCAUCCUCUCCAAGGACGCUGUGCUGCCAGAGCUCAACAAUGAGUUUGCUGCUAUGUUUCUUUUGCGAUGGAUAUACACUGUAUAUGACUACUUAUCUCAGUUUGGAGAAGAUCUUCUGCAUAACAAUUGGCGAGAAAUGAUGCCCCUUCUGUCGCUUAUCUUCUCUGCCCUUUUCAUCCUUUUUGGAACAGUCGUCAUUCAGGCAUUCAGUGAUUCAGGUGAUGACAAGCAAGUAAAGACCAAACCAAAAGAUGAUUCCCAGAAAACAGCAGACAAUGGAUCUCCCAGCAAUACAAACCAGUCCAGCCGAGCACCAAAGAAGAAUUUUGUAGAAGUAACUGAGCUGACAGACAUUACUUACAUUAGUAAUCUGGUGCGCCUGAGGCCAGGACACAUCAAUGUAGUGCUGGUGCUGACAGAUUCCACCAAAAACGUUCUCCUAAGCAAGUUUGCAAAAGAAGUUUACUCCUUUACUGGGAGCCUUACUCUGCAUUUCUCCUUUCUAAACAUGGAUAAGCAUCAUGAAUGGAUGGAGUCACUCCUGGAAUUUGCUCAAGAUGCUGUCCAGAUAGAUACAGACGAAGAUGACAACCACCACAGACUGGAUUACACAGGAUACGUGUUGGCCCUAAAUGGAUAUAAAAAAUAUUUCUGUUUAUUCAAGCCAGUGUACACUGGCGAAGACCAGGACAUAGACACAAGUAAGUCACCCGAAGAGGAGGCCAGGUCCAGGUCAGGAUCCUCCUUUUCCAAGAAUGAGUCACAUCAACGAAAAACUGUACAGCCUAAAGUUGGCACCAGCCUACAGAUUCAUCAUAAACUUGAUCGGUUGGGUCUCUGGAUGGAACGCCUCUUAGAGGGGACACUGCCCAGAUACUACAUCCCCUCCUGGCCUGGACUAGAAAAAAUUACGGCUUCCAAAUAACUGCUUUUGUAUAACCACGAAGAAUAUUUAUUUAUUUUUCUGUUUCCGUUGCUUAGUUUGUUAGACUUUAUGGAAUUACUAGGAAAUACCUGUGAUACAUUUCUGCCUAUGGCCAGAGUGCUCUUACUUGUCUCUCCUUGUCCGGCUGAGAGCACCUCCGGAGAAGUCUACAUUUAUCCUGUAGGUGAAACUCUGCUUCAGAGCUCUAACACAAACCACUUUGAAUAACUGCAUAACUUACAGAUAAUUAAUGGCUACAAUUUGAAAUAAAACUGCGGCUGCAAUCUCUUUUUAGUUACUCAAAACCUGCAUGGAUAUCAACCUUGAUCAUGGCAGAGUGGAAAACAAGUGUAAGGCACCAUCUAGAUCACUGGCUUUGAGACAUAGUGUGACCUAGUAACCUCUACAGGCUGUUACAGUUGCAUGAUUUGUGGUUACAGUUGAUGAGGCAUUAAAUCAGCCACUUUUAUUUUGUGGCCUUAACUACAGAAUAUGUUGUGGGUACAUACAGUAGAAUUUAUAUUCCCUUUUUUAUGUGCUGCUAAAACCUCACGGUUAGAGACCUGCAAUCUGUCUGUCCUGAGUUUCUACACCUGGAUACUUCUGGAAAUGUUUUUGCAUUCGUAGGGCAAACUGCUUUAAAUAUAGAAGAUGCUCUGUGUGUAACAGAAAGACACAUCUUUAUCAAAGUGCAAGUUUUUGCAAUUUACUCCUGUGAUUGCAGGCCCAAUAAGAUUGCUGACUUCUGUCAUAUCACUUGUAUAAAACGCAAUUGUUGUUUUUUUAAGUUAGAGAAUUUAUUUUUGAAUUCAGCACUCAGAAUAUGUAUGUGAUAAAAAGAUGUUUUACAUCUUCAGCAAACAUUCAGGAUUAAGUGCAGCCUUAAAUUCAUUUUUUUUCCUCAAGUAGGAUUUUCAAAGGACCUUUAGGAGAAGAAAAAACAAAUGUGGACCAUCCUAGAUCUAGGAUGAAACCGAAUGUAACUCGGAACGAUAAUGUGAUCUUUAGGGAGAUGAGCAGUUAUUUGCAAUGUGACUGACAUACAAAUCAUGGGACUUUGUUUUUGAUUUUUGAUGAGCAACCUUAUUUUUUAUUCGAGUUGUGACCUAAUCCUAGAUGUAAUGUAAAUGACUUAAAUCGUUGAAUUUCACCAAGUACCAAUGUUUACAACAAGUAUGUUUUAUCUAACUCAAGUCUGAAUGCCACCACCGUAUAUACUGCCAGUUGUUGCAUUCACUGGAUGGACAUUUCACACUGGAGAUUUUCUAGUGAAAGGCACUCCUGAGAAACCUGUGCUGGUGGUGCAGAAUUUAAACGGGGACACUAUUUUCCAACAUGGUUGAUUUCUUUUUAUUCUCCUGAAUUGGUUUUCUGUGAAUGAGGCAUUUUACACCCAGAAGAUUAAACUUGUUGAAAGAUCUUGUUAAAACAGCAGACCAUCCCAGCUGUUAGUGCUGCCUUAGACGUAGAAUGAUUGGGCCGUUGAAAAGGCAAGAGUAAUGAAGCACCAGGCCUUUUGUUGGGCAACACAAAGGAAGGUGUGAAACUCGAGGAAUCUGAAGAACAGUAGCUGGAAUGUGAGGACCAGACAUUCAAGUGGCAGGAUGGCACAUUUAUAGGGCAGUGCUCCAGAAAACUGGCAGGUAAAUUUGAAACAGCUCUGCUUGUCUUUUGCACUGCUGGAAGAAUAAUUGAAGGCUAGCUUUGAUUUAAUACUGAUGUCUGAAUGCUUUUUUUUAGGUUUUAUUUUAAACUCUAGACUGUGAUGUUAUUUAUUAUACAUGUUACCUUGAUGUUCUAUGACAAAAUAAAAUUGGUUUUAAAGUUUGA
This is a messenger RNA of Polypterus senegalus (gray bichir), 4525 nucleotides long. RefSeq names its product DnaJ (Hsp40) homolog, subfamily C, member 16 (gene dnajc16). Lineage: Eukaryota; Metazoa; Chordata; Cladistia; Polypteriformes; Polypteridae. Bases 308 to 2695 code for a protein of 795 amino acids. The record is from RefSeq and is a predicted model, not a curated record. The transcript has 15 exons.